Volvox carteri f. nagariensis is the source of this 1724-nucleotide messenger RNA. RefSeq lists its product as uncharacterized. The record is from RefSeq and is a predicted model, not a curated record. Gene Ontology annotation, biological process: glutamyl-tRNA aminoacylation. NCBI's taxonomy places the organism in Eukaryota, Viridiplantae, Chlorophyta, Chlorophyceae, Chlamydomonadales, Volvocaceae. Gene Ontology annotation, molecular function: tRNA binding; glutamate-tRNA ligase activity; ATP binding. The transcript has 12 exons. Bases 1 to 1569 code for a protein of 522 amino acids.
AUGAAAUUCAACAAAGGGGUAUCCAAGCCAAGGGGUGCACUCUGUGCAGCCCUCUUCAACUGGCUGUAUGCACGGAAGACUGGCGGCAAGUUCGUUCUGCGCAUCGAGGACACGGAUACUGCUCGAUCCACGCGCGCUUCCGAGGAGGCCAUGAUCCGCGACCUUAAGUGGCUGGGUUUGGAUUGGGAUGAAGUCAGUCCUAGCAGCAGGCGGGGAGCAGACCUAAAGCUCGUGCGCGGAAACGGACGUAUCGCGCCUCAUGCAGGUCCUGAUGUGGGCGGAGCUUGCGGGCCAUACCGCCAGUCGGAGCGCACCGACAUAUACAAAGCCGAGGUGGACAAGCUGGUUGCGGCGGGGAAGGCGUACCCGUGUUUCUGCACGGAUGAGGAGUUGGAGGCGAUGAAGAAGGAGGCGGAGGAGAAGAAGCUGCCCCCCAUUUACCGAGGCAAGUGGGCCACUGCGACCCCUGUGGAGGUGGAGGCGGCCAAGGCUAAGGGGCUGCCAUACUGCUACCGCUUCCGAGUGCCAGCGAACCAGGAGAUCCGCAUCAACGACCUCAUCCGCGGAGAGGUCACCUGGAACACCGACACGCUGGGAGACUUUGUGGUGCUCCGCUCCAAUGGCAUGCCGGUCUACAACUUCUGUGUGGCAGUCGAUGACGCAUUAAUGGGCAUCACGCACGUGCUGCGUGCUGAGGAGCACCUGCCCAAUACGCUGCGUCAGAUGCUGAUCUACCAGGCGCUGGGCUACCCCGUGCCCCAGUUUGGCCACAUGUCGCUCAUCCUGGCGCCUGACAAAAGCAAGCUGUCAAAGAGGCAUGGCGCGACGAGCGUGGGCGAGUUCCGGAACCAGGGCUACCUGGCUCCGGCGAUGCUGAACUUCCUGUCGCUGUUGGGCUGGAACGACGGUACGGAGCAGGAGAUCUUCACUGUGGAGGAGCUCACAAAUAAAUUCAGUUUGGAGCGCAUCACCAAAAGUGCAGCCGUGUUUGACAAGGUCAAGCUGGGGUGGAUGAACGGGCAGCACCUGCGGAACCUGCCGGAGGAGGAGUCGACCUCCAUGGCAGUGGAACACCUGGUCAGCUGCGGUCUGCUGGCAUCCGCGAACUCCCCGUUUGCAGCGGCCGCUGUCAAGCUUGUCAGCAAAAGCAUGGAGCUGGUAACGGACUGUGAGCCGGAGGUGCGCAAGCUGCUGGGCUACCCAUUAGCGGAGACAGUCGCCUCGGCCGAGGCAAAGUCCGUGAUGGACGACGCGUUUGCGGAGGUCGCUGGGGCGGUGGUGUCUGCUUACGAGAGUGGCGAGCUGACGGCGGCGUUGGCCAAGGGCCACGACGGGUACAAGACGUGGGUCAACACCAUUGGCAAGGCCCAGAAGCGGAAGGGCAAGCGGCUGUUCAUGCCGAUGCGCAUCGCUCUGACGGGUCGCAUGGCUGGCCCUGAUGUGGGCGAGCAGCUAGAGGUACUGUCUAAGCUCCCGUCUCCGGCGGAAGUCGCGGAAGCAGGUGCUUACGUGCCACUGGCGGACCGCAUCGCACAGCUGAAGGCGUGGAUGCAGCAGCAGCAACAGUGACAUGGUCCGACGGAGGGAUUCUCCGCUUAACAUUUAGCUAAAGCAGUCGCGAGCGAUAUGACGUUACCUGCGUGAGAGGUGCUUGGUGGUGUUUACCCACUGUUCCCUGCUUGUUGGCGGUUUUAAAGGAUGUUUGUGUGACGGUUCCCGCCUCC